AUGAAUUUUUACUUAAAUGUAUUCGAAGAAAUAGAGACUAUACUAGAAAAAUGUAAUAAAGAAGCAUAUACCCAAAUAUGGAACGUCAUAGAAUAUAUCAGAAAAAACUACAAAGGUGUAAGUGAAGAAAUAGAGGCAAAAAAAAAAUAUGUACCUAAAAAACAAAAAAAUAAUAACAAGAGCAGCAGCAAUAACAAUAGCAGCAGCAAUAACAAUAGCAGCAGCAAUAACAAUAGUAGCAGCAAUAACAACAGAAGAAGUAAUAACAAUACUAAAAAGAAGGAUAGGGGAAAUGAAAGCAACUAUAAUAGCAUUAAAAACUACUUUAAAGUAAUUAAAAGGGAUCCAAUAAAUAUACACAAUGUAGGUGGAAAUAUGGAGGGUACAAAUGAAUAUAACUUCUCAGCUAAAGAGAAGGACAUUCCGGUAAUUAAUAUAUUUUUUUUUUUCGGAGGAUUUAAUAUAGUAAUAAUUAUUUAUUAUGUCAUAUUUAAAAUAAACUUAUUUAACGAUGCCCUUUUUGUAAACGAAAACAGUACAGCAAACGCAAACACGAAUAUUAACGCGAACAUUAACACAAACACGAAUAUUAACACGAACAUGAAUAUUAACACGAACAUGAAUAUUAACACGAACAUGAAUAUUAACACAAACAUUAAUACAAAUAUGAACAAUGGUAGUAGUAGUAGUACUACUGCUACUGCAAGCGGCAAUAGCGGUAUUAAUGGUGCAUGUAGUACUACUGCCACUUCAAGCAGUAACAAAGAUUUUAUACUCUACAGUAAUAAAAAUAUCACGCAUAUUAUCUGUUCCCAGUUAAAAGAUCAAGACAUAAAUGGCAUAAAUGAAUUGUUUAAAGAUAUACUAACUUGUAACAAACCAAAUUCUUUUAAAAUUUUCAUUUUAGAAUCCUUUCAUUUUUUAAAUAAACAAUACAGAAAAAUAUUUAUGAAUAAAGCUGUAAAAAAUAAAAACUUAGUAUUUAUACAUAGUCCUGUAUAUUUUGACGAUAUCUUUAUAAAUAACUGUUUAUAUAUUAGAAUUCCAAGUCCAAAUAAACAAUUAUUUAAUAAUCAUAUUUUAAAUAUAGUACAAAAAAAAUAUAAAAUUGAUACCACUGAUAUUAGCAAGAGAGAUUAUAUUCUUAACGUUGUAAAUACUUGUAAUUAUGACUUAACACUAAUACUAACUGUAAUUUAUUUUAUCCAAAUAAAUAAUUUUCCAGAUAUAAAUAAAAUUAUAAAAUUAAUUCUAAAUACAAAUAUUAAAAAAUUAAUAAGCAUAAUACAUAAAUGCACUAUUUCUAAUAAUUGUUUCUUUUUAAUUAGAAACGUAUUAUAUACUAUAUUAUAUACGUAUAAUUUUGAUCUCGAUACCUUUUUAAGUAUCUUUUGUAAACAGUUAACCACAUUUCAUAAAGAUGACGACAAUUACAAAAAAGAAAUUUAUUCUGUCUUCUCUGAACACAGCUACUAUUGUACCAUGCAUGAUAACCACAUAUGUUCAUUAGAAAAUCUAACUUCAAAAAUAAUACUUUUAGAAAAGAAAUACAUGAACACGUUAAAUCAAAAUGUCCUUACCCCUGAGGAUAUUGAUGAUUUCAGCAUUAGCCUAAGCUCACAGCCUACAUAG
This is a messenger RNA of Plasmodium malariae, 1632 nucleotides long. Its product is annotated as conserved Plasmodium protein, unknown function. NCBI's taxonomy places the organism in Eukaryota, Apicomplexa, Aconoidasida, Haemosporida, Plasmodiidae. The transcript has a single exon. The record is from RefSeq and is a predicted model, not a curated record. The coding region runs from base 1 to 1632 and encodes 543 amino acids.